AUGGCAAACACCCCAGUUGUCCAGCUGCUCCAGCAGUUGAUGGAGAUCCCAUCGGUCAGUGAGGAAGAGCAAAAGAUUGGCAUUUUCCUUUCAAAAUAUCUAGAAAAUCUCGGAUACACUGUUGAGCUCAUUCCCAUUGCACCCGAUUCCGACCGCUGCAAUGUUUAUGCCUAUCUGGGUGCCGACCGCAAGGCUCGAACCUGCAUGACUUCCCACAUGGACACCGUCCCGCCCCAUAUUGAUUUCAAAAUCGAGGGCGAUAUCAUCUACGGGCGCGGAGCAUGUGACGACAAGGGCCCAUUGGCCGCUCAAAUCAUAGCUGCCGAGGAGUUACGUGCGGAGCGGGCCAUCAAAGACGGUGAUAUCUCUCUUCUAUUCGUUGUGGGCGAAGAGAAGGGUGGUCCUGGCAUGCUUGCUGCAAAUGACAUGAAAUUGAGUUGGGAAGCGAUUAUGUUCGGAGAACCUACUGAAGGGAAACUGGCAGUCGGUCACAAGGGGCAUUUCGUGUUCGAGCUCUUUGCAAAAGGUUUCGCCAGUCACUCCGGAUAUCCUGAGAAGGGUAAGAAUGCGGCCACUACCCUGGUGACAUUACUCGACGAGCUCAAAUCUUUGGACCUCCCAGCAUCGGAGCUGCUGGGCCCUACAACCUUCAAUCUUGGUAAGAUUGAGGGCGGUGUAGCCUACAAUGUUCUUGCCGCAGACGCUUAUGCUCUAUGUGGCAUCCGCGUUGCCGCAAACCUCGAAGAGAUUGAGAAAAAGGUCGCCGAGGUAGCCAAAAAGUACCCCGAUGUCACGCUGAAGAAGUCAUUCGGGUACUCUGAGACGUACCUAGACUAUGAGAUCGAAGGAUUGGAUUCGAUGCCGGUUUCAUUUGGCACCGACAUUCCACGUCUAAAGGGAAACCACAAACGCUACCUAUACGGACCCGGGUCUAUUUUACACGCUCACGGAGUAAAUGAGCAAGUGGCAAUUCCGGAUCUGAUUGAAUCUGUUGCUGUGUACAAGAGACUUGUCUUGGCAUCAUUGGAAAAGAACGUGCAAUAG
Messenger RNA from Clonostachys byssicola, 1044 nucleotides. NCBI's taxonomy places the organism in Eukaryota, Fungi, Ascomycota, Sordariomycetes, Hypocreales, Bionectriaceae. The record is from the annotation of a GenBank genome assembly.